UCUGAGGUUGGUUGCCCAGAAAACAUAAAAGACUGACUCUGCGCUUCGAGCUUUCUUUCUAUUUCUCUCUAAGCCAAAAGCAUGGAGGACUCCGGACCCCCGGCCCCAAACCUAAAUCCGAUAUCGGGUUGGAGCAACGUUCUGAAGAGCCAACCACCUAAACCUCAUACUCAAAGCCAAAUUACGGCGACAAGCCAAAUCUUCGUUGAAAGCUGCAAAUCCACGAAGGGAAUAGCGGUGGCUGUAGUGGACGCCAACGCCGUCAUCGAAGGUGGAGAAAAGCUAAACAACAUCACUGACAGGUUCGUUACCGUCCCUGAAGUUCUCGCAGAAAUUCGCGACCCCGUUUCCCGCCACCGCCUAGCUUUCAUCCCUUUCUCCAUCGAUUCUGUGGAGCCCUCCCCAGAUGCCCUAAAUAAAGUUAUCAAAUUUGCGAGGGCGACUGGUGACUUGCAGACUCUUUCUGAUGUUGAUCUCAAACUGAUUGCCUUGACUUACACCUUGGAGUCUCAAAUUCAUGGAACAAAUCAUCUUAGGGAUGCGCCUCCCCCUGUUCAUGUUGUUAAUGUGAAGAGGCUGCCUGAAAGGGACUUGCCUGGAUGGGGCUCUAAUGUCCCUAAUUUGGAAGAGUGGGAAGCUCUCGAACCGGAAACAGGAGAUGGAUUCAACUCUAACUCAAGAAUCCUUCCCUUGAAAGACUUAAAUAUGAACUAUGUCUCAUCAGAUAACCAUUCCGAAGAUGUAUUGGUGGAAACAAAGAGUGAAACACAUUCUGAGAAUCGAGAAGAUAUUGACCAGGGUUUUAGGAGGCCUAGGCGCUAUUUUCCCCAGAAAGAAGAGGUAAAAAUCGAAGGGAAAAAGAUGGUGGCUGAUGGUAUUGAUGCAUCUCAGGGACACUUGGAUGAUAAUGCUGAUGAUUGGCUGCCUGCAGUAAGUCGAAGUACUCAUAGGAGAUAUCUUAGGAGGAAAGCUAGGCGGGAAUUCUACGAGGCAUUAGUGGAGAAAGAUUGUCAAGAAGAUAUGAAAAAAGGCUUAGAGAAGAGCAACAGUGAAGAUGCAAGUGGUUGUCCUGAUCGACCAUUGCAACAAAGUGCCGAAGAAGUUCAUUCCGGAAAUGGGAUUUAUGAGGAGGCUGAGCGAGCAGAAGUUGACAAGGGUGAUGGAGAUCUUUCUUCAAUCCUAAAACAAAUGAGGCUGGAAGAAGAUCCAGCGAGGACUCUUGGAGAAGCUAAAGAAGCAGAAACCACAGCGGAGGAAGCUAUGUUAAAUGACAGUAUGAAUCUUGCUGUUGAAGGAGAUAGUGAAGAAUUAGACCAGUUGGAGAUGUCAAGUCAGACCAAUGAAACUGUCGAUGCAUCAUUCACUGAUGAUGUGAGCAGUGAACAGAGCUGGAUGUUGAGAUCCUUAUCCGAGUCCACUGUAGCUUGUGUAACGGGGGAUUUUGCUAUGCAAAAUGUUCUUCUGCAGAUGGGUUUACGGUUACUAGCACCAGGUGGAAUGCAGAUUCGGCAGCUGCACAGAUGGGUACUGAAAUGCCAUGCCUGCUAUACUGUGACUGCUGAAAUUGGAAGAAUUUUCUGUCCGAAGUGUGGAAAUGGUGGAACAUUACGAAAGGUAGCUGUUACUGUUGGUGAGAAUGGAAUUGUUUUGGCGUCCCAUCGUCCAAGAAUUACAUUGCGUGGUACAAAGUUUUCACUGCCUUUACCCCAAGGUGGAAGAGAUGCCAUAACCAAAAACCUAAUUUUGCGCGAAGAUCAACUUCCCCAAAAGUUCCUUUACCCUAAAACUAAGAAGAAAGUAAACAAACAGGGGGAUGAUGAUCUUUUCAUGGCUGGGGACACCUUCACUCACCAUACUGAUAAAAGAGCACCUCUUCAGCCUCCUGUAAGGAAGGCAUUAGCGGUCUUUAGCGGAAAGAGGAAUCCAAACGACAAUCAUUACUCCCGGUCGAAGCAGAAGUAGCUUUACAUCACUUUUGAUCUAUAUUUUUUACUCGAGAGCUAGACAAUGAAUGCAAAGUUUUUUGAUAUCCCACCACUUCCUUUGCCCAUAUGCUUUUGUUAAGCAAGUUUUUAAUAUUCUUUUUUGUGUUGGAAUGAACUCAAUCAUGGAGAGAUUUUAUUUAAAUACAUUUGAGAUUAUGCAUUGCAGAAGCAAUUGAAUGAAAAAGUAGUAAGGUAUUGCCAGUGGUUCUUUUA
Gossypium raimondii (Peruvian cotton) is the source of this 2198-nucleotide messenger RNA. Its product is annotated as RNA-binding NOB1-like protein. Gene Ontology annotation, biological process: maturation of SSU-rRNA; ribosomal small subunit biogenesis. Lineage: Eukaryota; Viridiplantae; Streptophyta; Magnoliopsida; Malvales; Malvaceae. The record is from RefSeq and is a predicted model, not a curated record. Gene Ontology annotation, cellular component: preribosome, small subunit precursor. Gene Ontology annotation, molecular function: RNA endonuclease activity. The transcript has 5 exons. The coding region runs from base 82 to 1962 and encodes 626 amino acids.